This is a messenger RNA of Leptinotarsa decemlineata (Colorado potato beetle), 2011 nucleotides long. It is a transcript of the gene RagA-B, whose product is annotated as Ras-related GTP binding A/B. The record is from RefSeq and is a predicted model, not a curated record. Gene Ontology annotation, cellular component: Gtr1-Gtr2 GTPase complex; lysosome; nucleus. Gene Ontology annotation, biological process: positive regulation of TORC1 signaling; cellular response to starvation; negative regulation of autophagy. Lineage: Eukaryota; Metazoa; Arthropoda; Insecta; Coleoptera; Chrysomelidae. Gene Ontology annotation, molecular function: GTPase activity; GTP binding.
AGUGCGCAAGCGCAAGGUCAGAAAUGACAAGUUUGACAAGAAGAAAAUGAAAAGUGGGCGGUGUGGGUAUUUUCAAUCAAUUUUGGUCACUAAUUUCUCUUCAGUUUAGGCACAAUUGAGAUUUCCUAAAUAACAUAACAAUACUGUUUACCAAAUAAUUUACUAUUUUCUCUUCUGCAUCAGAAAAUCUGAAAAUUGAUCAGAUCUAGAAUUUUUCAAAAUGAAGAAAAAGGUGCUGUUAAUGGGAAAAAGCGGAUCUGGUAAAACUAGUAUGAGGUCCAUUAUUUUUGCAAAUUAUAUUGCAAGAGACACUAGAAGACUUGGAGCCACAAUUGAUGUUGAACAUUCUCAUGUGAGGUUUCUCGGAAACCUUGUUCUCAACUUAUGGGACUGUGGUGGACAAGAAGCUUUUAUGGAAAAUUAUUUCGUAUCACAAAGGGAUAAUAUCUUCAGAAAUGUAGAGGUACUGAUUUAUGUUUUUGAUGUGGAAAGUCGAGAACUGGAACGAGACAUGCACUAUUAUCAGACGUGUUUGGAAGCAAUUCUACAAAACUCACCAGAGGCAAAAAUAUUCUGCCUCAUUCACAAAAUGGAUUUGGUAGCAGAAGAUCAGAGAGAUAUAAUUUUCAAGGAGAGAGAGUCAGACUUGAAAAGGCUAUCUCGUCCGUUGGACUGUACUUGCUUCAGAACAUCCAUUUGGGAUGAAACUUUAUAUAGAGCUUGGUCUAGUAUAGUUUACAUGCUGAUUCCAAAUGUUAAAGAAUUAGAAAAUAGUUUACAACAAUUUGCUGAUAUUGUUGACGCCGAUGAAGUCUUGCUAUUUGAGAAAGCAACUUUCCUCGUGAUUUCUCAUUGUCAACGUAAACAUCAUAGGGAUAUUCAUAGAUUCGAAAAGGUUUCAAAUAUUAUCAAGCAAUUCAAAUUAUCCUGUUCAAAGUUAGCAGCUCAGUUUCAGAGUAUGGAAGUUAGAAAUUCGGCUUUUGCGGCUUAUAUUGACAUGUUUACUAGUAAUACCUACGUUAUGGUUUGCAUGUCAGAUCCACAAACUCCAUCAGAAGUAACAUUAAUUAACAUCAGAAUUGCUAGAAGACAUUUUGAAAAACUGGAAAAAGUAUCCAAUUCAAGCGUUAGUCGAUAAAUAUGAUGCAGUUUUUUGUGCCAAAUAUUUUUAUGAUUUUCAUUUUCCCCAUGACCUCCCUGUAACUAAAGGUAAAUUUAUGCAAGCUCGAUUAGCAAGUAACAAUUAACAAUCAGGAAGUGACAAUUAUAAGCUCAACAAUGGAUAAGUUUGUGCAGAAAAAUCAAUCAAGUAAGAAGUAGAAAUUGGCCAAUUUUUAACUUUCCUACUUUGAUCGUACAAUUUUUCUCUUUAGUGUGCAGCUUUUAAGCAAAUGAUCACAGAUUGGACCAUGUUGGAAAACAAAAAGAAGAAAUGAGGAAUAACCUAACCUAGUCAUUUCCAAAUUUGAAGACAUCCAUUGUGUAUAAAAUAUUUCGCUGAUUUUGAGUUCUAGUUCAUUGUCCAUUUUGAUGUAUCUGUCAUUCUAGAAAUUCUUUGAAUGGUAUUCAAGAAACUGUGAAAUUUUCAGUAAACAAUUUCACAAAAACACAUCACGUGUUUCGCAAUAGAAUAGCUUCUUCAGGUGUGUCUAUACUCUAGACACAUUAUGGAUUUUCAUCAAAAACGCAUGAAUGCUAUAGUUUUUAAUACUUGUUCUUUGCUGUUAGUUCUUAGUUGUUAAUUGAGAGUGCAUAAAUUCACAUUAAGGCUGUGGUCUGUGUGAAAACAAUAUAAUAGAACAAUAUUUUUUUGAUGAAUUAAGCUCUUUAUGUAAAAAUUUUGUUUGUAAAUUUAAACUUGUUCUGUGUAAUUACCAUUUAAUUCAUAGAGCAUUAAUUAUAUACUUUUUUGUUGGAAAAAAUAUGUCUCUAUAAUGUCCUCAUAUCCAAAAUGAGUAAGUUCUGUGAAGAAAAUGUAUUGGAUUGUACAUAAAAAAGGUUAUAUUAUUGA